Messenger RNA from Trichogramma pretiosum, 973 nucleotides. RefSeq lists its product as uncharacterized. Bases 1 to 972 code for a protein of 323 amino acids. The transcript has 3 exons. Lineage: Eukaryota; Metazoa; Arthropoda; Insecta; Hymenoptera; Trichogrammatidae. The record is from RefSeq and is a predicted model, not a curated record.
AUGAAGUACUCGUUCGCCUUGUUCCUCAUCUUCGCGGUCGUCUGCGGCACGCAGGCAAGUGCCGUCCACAAAACAGGUUUCUUCCAAGAUUCCGUCGAAUCUUUGAAGCAGUCGAUCGACUCGAUGUUACUGAGAACGAUCCGCGAGGUCCAACAGCUCAAUGAAAAGGUCCAAGAGAAAUCCGAGAGGGUCUUCGGUUACGUGCAGGAAAAGGCCUACCAAGCCAUGAAGACCGUGCGCCAUCAGAUCCGACGGCCCUUGGACGAGGUCAACGAGACAUUGGCCAAGCUCCAGAAGACCAGCGAGGAAAAGAACGUCGACUUGAGCCAUUGCGCCGAGAUCGCCGUGAGACAUCGCCAAAUGAUCCUGUCGAAGCUCGACGGCUCGGCCCAGUGCUUCGAGAAGACCCUCGACCGAGUCGCCGGCAAUCUGGACCAGAUCAAGAGCGACAGCAACGACGUCCUGGCCAGUCUCAACGAGAUCCUCGAGGAAUCCACCGAGUGCCUCGCCAAUCCCGAACAAUCCAUCCUCAUGAAUCUCGCCUGUCUCACCGACAAAAAGCUCAAAGCCAUCUGGGAAGUGACCAAGAACGUACCCAUGAUGACCGUGAACCUGGUCCGCUUCGUCGGCGGCGCCGUCACCUCGCCCGUGCCCACGACCUACUGCGUGUCCCAGAGCGCCUUCAAUCUCCUCACCUCGCAAGUACCUGCCAAAAUGAAAGCCGUCCACAUGUGCGUGAAAAAGACCGUCGACGACAUGUUCCACAAAGCCACGACCGAGGCACCAGCCAGCGAAUCCCCCGCCGCCGAGGACGAUCAAGCCACCGUCGCCAGUGUUCCUGAAACCGCUGAAACUUCGUCGACCGCCGCCCCCGUCGAGGUGUCGACCACCGAAGCUGGCCCACUUGGCCCAGUUGGCGACGCCCUAUUCCCCGAAGACGUUGCCACUCAGGUUCCAGAAGUCGACAACUAAU